Messenger RNA from Rana temporaria (common frog), 528 nucleotides. It is a transcript of the gene RPS27, whose product is annotated as ribosomal protein S27. Gene Ontology annotation, cellular component: cytosolic small ribosomal subunit; ribosome. Gene Ontology annotation, molecular function: structural constituent of ribosome; RNA binding. The record is from RefSeq and is a predicted model, not a curated record. The transcript is spliced from 4 exons. The coding region runs from base 16 to 375 and encodes 119 amino acids. NCBI's taxonomy places the organism in Eukaryota, Metazoa, Chordata, Amphibia, Anura, Ranidae. Gene Ontology annotation, biological process: translation; ribosomal small subunit assembly.
UUUGCCUCAACCAAGAUGGCGGCCCCUUCUCGCCGUGACGUCACUUCCGGCUCCUCUCCUUAUAAUGCGGGCUCGGUUUCCGGUCUGCCUCCUUUUCUGCAGCGGCCUCAACCUGAGAAGAUGCCACUCGCUAAAGAUCUCCUACACCCCUCCCCCGAGGAGGAGAAGAGGAAACACAAGAAGAAGCGUCUGGUGCAAAGCCCAAACUCCUACUUCAUGGACGUCAAAUGUCCAGGAUGCUACAAGAUCACCACUGUGUUCAGCCACGCCCAGACCGUGGUGUUGUGUGUCGGCUGCUCCACCGUCCUCUGCCAGCCCACCGGGGGAAAAGCCCGCCUGACAGAGGGUUGUUCUUUUCGGAGAAAGCAGCACUAAGCGUCCCCAAGCCGGAGACGCGUUAUGGCGUUCGCUGUGCGUGGAGAUGUAUAUUUUGAAGGACGCGGUGGGAGGGGGAAGGGCGCGUUUUUGCUCAUCAUCUGGGACACUGUAGCCCCAUCCCUUUUCUCUCAAUAAAUUUUGGAUACAAUU